Messenger RNA from Merops nubicus (carmine bee-eater), 3159 nucleotides. RefSeq names its product tetratricopeptide repeat domain 34 (gene TTC34). The transcript is spliced from 7 exons. Gene Ontology annotation, molecular function: protein binding. NCBI's taxonomy places the organism in Eukaryota, Metazoa, Chordata, Aves, Coraciiformes, Meropidae. The record is from RefSeq and is a predicted model, not a curated record.
AUGUCAUCUCAGGAACUUGCUGUGCUGCUCUGCAAAGAAGGGGACCAGCAUCUCACCCAGCAGGAGAUACCAGCAGCCACUGCUUUCUACACGGCUGCCUUCAGCUGCAGUGCCCCCACGGCAGUGCAGAAAGUGAAUUCCUUAGAGGAAGGGCUCUGGGAGAAGGUGAUAGCCACUCUGGAGAUGUGGUGCAAAGGCAAGAAUCAGAUUCCCAAGAUCCAGAGCAAGAACUUGGCCGUUGUCUCCCCCAGUGUGGGAAUAGCUGCCAUCUUUCUCUCCACCCUAAAUCCCAACAAUAUGGCAUCCUCAGUAUACAAACUGGAGACCCUGCUGAGGCGAGGAUGCCCAGAGGAGGUGGUGAGUAAAUGCAGUGCCCUGCUCCAGGCUAACCCCGAGCCCUCGAUGGAGCUGCUGCUGCUGAGGGCGCUGGCACGGGUGCUGGCAGGCACAGAGGUCAGGAGGGGAGUUGUGGACUAUAUCCAAGCCUUUGUGAUGCACCGGGCUGAGGCGGUGGCCUACGUGUGUACUAGGCAAAGGGAGCACGUGCCACAGGUCGUCCAGGCCUUCUCUGGCUAUCUCUCAGCAGGUCAGGAGGCAAGCCCAGGCUGCAGCUCCUUGGACCAGUGGCUGGGCCACUGCUUUGAGUUCCUGUCCGCAGUGGCACCGGGUGAUGUCGGGGUGGGCAGGGUGCAGGCAGCUUACCUCCUUAAGAAAAGCAAAUUUGAGGAGUGUGUGGCAGUCUGUAACAGGGUCCUGAAGGGCUCCUCAGCUGAGGAUAACCCCCGAGAUGAGCAAGCUUUGGGUCUGCUCUUGGGGAGGGCUGCUGCGUAUUUCUGCUUGGGUGGACGGAUGCAGGAAAUGAUGCAGGAUUUAGCAGAAGCCUUUGCAGCAAGCCCUGCCCAAGCAAUGAAACACUUUGAAGAGCUUUUCUCACCACGUGACACUGAGAGGAUAGAAGAACAGGCUAGAAUGGUCCUGGAGGUGAAGUUUGCAGCCUACAGGGAGGCUGUGCGUACUCGGACUGAACUCAGAGACAACCAUGGUACUGAACUGCUCCCUGCUGUCAUCCAGCCACUCCAGCUCCUCCUGCACAUCUCCCCAGGGUCCCACCGUGAGCUCAGCGUUCGGCUCGCAGACUGCCACCUCCUGCAGGGACACAUCAGAACUGCCCUGGACAUCUGUGACCACCUCUUGGCAGCAGAGCAGAAAACUUACUACAAUACCCUCUUAGCACUGCGAGGAUUCUGCUCCCUCCACACUCAUGACCAUCAGCAAGCCUUGCAGGACUUUCAAAAGGUCAUUGAGCACGAUUCCCCACAUCCUAACAGCUGCAUCAAAGCCCUGUGUGGACGUGGACUUACCCGAAUUUCUGGUGGCAGCCAUUACUUGACAGCCCUGGAUUAUAUCACAGCUUGCCAGUUAAAACUGGAAGAAACCAUCUUCACAAUCAAGUCCUAUGUGCCGUGGAACCAAAGAGGACUGCUGCUAAAAGUUCUCCAGGAAGAAGGACAGAAGAUGCUCCAGAAGAAGAGGUACCCAGGAGGCAGUUCAGCCCCCUAACAGAAGGAGGGUGAUGCCCCUGGGGUUUACCAGCUGGCUUCUCUCUUGGUGGAGCUGGACACUUCUGAUGAAACAUCACGGAUCCUUUGUGCUGAUGCCCUGUACCAGAUGGGCCGUGUAGAAGAAGCUCACAAGCUCCUCUUGCUAACACUCUCCAGAAACCCACACAGGUCUCCCAUCCUGGCCAGACUCACACUUCUGCAGCUGAAGAAAGGUUUCAUGUAUGAUGGCAACCAGCUGCUAAAGAAAGUGAUGAGGAUUGGAGACACCUCCUGCCUCCUGCCAAUCAUGGAGAUCUUCACGGCCGCCGACCGGCAGCUGCUGCACCCCCAGUGCCGGUCCCGGGCACUGGCCAUCCUGGAGAGCAGGCAGGAGGCUGCUGGCACCAGAGAGGCCAUUGCCUACCUGUCCUUUGCCAUCAUUGCUUCAGGGGGUUAUGCAGAAGAUUGCCUUCUCCUCAGGGCCCGAUGCUAUGGGCACCUUGGUCAGAAGAAAACUGCUAUUUUUGACUAUAAUGCCAUCCUGAAGGAGGACCCCAGGAACGUGCAGGCUCUAAGUGGACGAGGACUCGUUUACCUUGCACUGCAGCAGCAGAAGGAGGCAGUGCAAGAUUUGAUCACAGCACUGAGGGUGGAGGCAGGAGCAGUGAUCCCAGCAAUCCUGUCUUUGAAGCCUGAAGCCCAAAGGUUGGUCACUCAAUGGCUCCUUCAGCAUGGCAGGACUGUGUUAACUGAGCUCCUUGCUGCUAAAGACCUUUCCAAUGAAGAAACCCUCAGGGAUCUUCUCAUGAUUGGAAAAGCACUAAUUAAAAUUUGCAGGGAUGCACAAUACCACAUCUUCUACACAGAUGCUUUGAUUGCAAAUGGUAAGGAUGAAGAGGCCCUUGAUCACCUUCAGGAAGCAUUUGGCCACUCUCCUGCUGAUGAGUUUGCUAGUGCAAGACUAGCUGUGCUGCAGCUGAAGAGGAGGAACGUGGCAGUGGCAGCUCACUCCUUCAGCACCCUAGCCAAGAGAGAUGAAAGGGAGCUGGGGUUUCUCCUCAGCUUUGUAGACGCCAAGCAACAGCAGCAUCUCUCUCAGGUAGCAGCCCAGGAAGGAAGUGUGCUGGUUAAAGGCUACCACCAUGAGAGGGCUCUUGGUUAUUACACCCUGGCUGUGCUGGCAAGCAGAGAGAACCCCAGGUACCUGCGACAGAGAGCUGCUUGCCUUAUGCACCUGCAAAGAUAUGACAAAGCUUUGCAAGACAUGGAGAAAGUGAUCCAGAAGCAUGGCUCUAACAGUCUUAAAACUCGUGUUGAGGACCACUGCUCACAAGGACAGCUGCUGCUGUCACUGGCUGAGGAAGAGGCAGCAGUUCAGCAGUAUAUCAAAGCCCUGCAGCUGGAUGAAUCUGUGGCAUUGUGCAGCAUCAUGAAUGGCCCAGGCAGUGAAAUUCUAACCAAAACUUUUCAUAAGAUUGCACAAUGUAAUUUUGACAGGCAGCAUUACGAAGAGGCCUGGACAAUCACAGACUAUGGCCUGAAAAUUGAUAAAAAUACUGAACUUAAGAAGCUGAAAACAAGACUUAAGCGAGAGGCGUCGAGCUGCAGCAUACAUUAA